Messenger RNA from Oenanthe melanoleuca, 2443 nucleotides. It is a transcript of the gene MAPKAPK2, whose product is annotated as MAPK activated protein kinase 2. Gene Ontology annotation, molecular function: calcium/calmodulin-dependent protein kinase activity; calmodulin binding; mitogen-activated protein kinase binding. The record is from RefSeq and is a predicted model, not a curated record. Gene Ontology annotation, biological process: vascular endothelial growth factor receptor signaling pathway; peptidyl-serine phosphorylation; intracellular signal transduction. Gene Ontology annotation, cellular component: nucleus; cytoplasm. Lineage: Eukaryota; Metazoa; Chordata; Aves; Passeriformes; Muscicapidae. Bases 210 to 1382 code for a protein of 390 amino acids. The transcript is spliced from 10 exons.
GAGGAGGAGGAGCCGCCGCCGCACCGGAGCCAUCGCUCUUGUCGGGGCCGGGGCGCACCGGCGGGGGGCGGCGGCGGCGGAGCUGCUGCUUCACCCCCCGCACCCCCGGCCCAUCCCGCACGGCCCGCGGGGCUCCGCCGCCCGCCCGCCCGCCCGGAGCCCUGCCCGAGCCCUGCCCGAGCCCUGCCCGAGCCCGCCCGGUGCCCGCCAUGCUCUCCGGGGCGCCGCCGCCGCCCGCCGGCUUCCCCAGCGCUCCGCCGCCGCAGCCGCCGCCGCCGCCGCCGCCCGCCGCUCCCCCGCACGGGCCGCCGCCGUUCCCGGGGAAGGGCGGCCUGCAGAUCCGGAAGAAUGCCAUCACGGACGACUACAAGGUCACCACGCAAGUGCUGGGGCUCGGCAUCAACGGGAAAGUUUUGGAGAUCUUCAGUAAGAAGAGCGGCGAGAAGUUCGCGCUCAAGAUGCUGCAGGACUGCCCCAAGGCCCGCAGGGAGGUGGAGCUGCACUGGCGAGCGUCGCAGUGCGCGCACAUCGUGCGCAUCAUGGACGUCUACGAGAACCUGUACCAGGGGAGGAAGUGCCUGCUCAUCGUCAUGGAGUGCCUGGACGGUGGGGAGCUGUUCAGCCGGAUCCAGGACAGGGGAGACCAGGCCUUCACAGAGCGGGAGGCUUCAGAGAUCAUGAAGAGCAUUGGGGAAGCCAUCCAGUACCUGCACUCGAUCAACAUCGCUCACCGGGACGUGAAGCCAGAAAACCUCCUGUACACCUCCAAGAGACCCAAUGCUGUGCUGAAGCUGACGGAUUUCGGCUUUGCCAAGGAAACCACCACGCACAACUCGCUGGCCACGCCCUGCUACACGCCCUACUACGUGGCCCCAGAAGUGCUGGGCCCAGAGAAGUACGACAAGUCCUGUGACAUGUGGUCCCUGGGUGUCAUCAUGUACAUCCUGCUGUGUGGGUACCCCCCCUUCUACUCCAACCACGGCCUGGCCAUCUCUCCUGGCAUGAAGAAGCGAAUCCGAAUGGGGCAGUACGAGUUCCCCAACCCCGAGUGGUCCGAGGUGUCCGAGGAAGUGAAGCAGCUGAUCCGGAACCUGCUGAAAACUGACCCGACCCAGCGCAUGACAAUAACGGAGUUCAUGAACCACCCCUGGAUCAUGCAAUCCAUGCAGGUGCCCCAGACCCCGCUGCACACCAGCCGUGUGCUGAAGGAGGAGAAGGACCUGUGGGAGGAUGUGAAGGAGGAGAUGACCAGUGCCCUGGCCACCAUGAGGGUGGACUAUGAACAAAUCAAGAUCAAGAAGAUCGAGGAUUCCUCGAACCCUCUGCUGAUGAAGAGGAGGAAGAAAGCCAAUCCCCCCGAGCCCUCUGCGCUGCCCCACUGAGCAGCCCCACUGCCCUCCACAAAGCAAUAACUAUAUAUAUAUUUUUUUUAAGAAAAAGAAAGACAAAAAGAAACAGACUGUUCUAUCCAGCGCAUGGAAUUCAGACAUUUAUACCAGACUAGUUAUUUUUAGCACUCACCUGUGUUUCUGACCUUGCUGGAGCAGGUGCUGAUCCCCCCUCAGAUCCACACCUGCAGCCAGGGAUUUUUGUCCUGUAGGUGAAAGCUGCCAAUAAUUGGAUUUUUAUUUUUCUUUUGUGAAACAAUUUUGGUUUAUAUAUAUAUAUAUUUUUUUCCCCCCCCUCCUCUUUCCUUCCAAAGACAUGGAAACUCCUGUGGUGACCUUUUUAGGGUAUAUAACAUAUAAAUAUUUUUUAAAAACUACUGUAGAGCUGAAACCCAGACAGAGUGUUCCCUGUGUGGAUGCUGGCUAGAGACAGGCUCCAGGUUUGGGAGUGGCUCAGGGAAGGAGAGCUGCCCUGCUGGCCUGGGGGAGGGUCCCUGUGGCCACCAAAUCAAGCACAGGAGCCAAAAAGCAGCAGCCCAGCCCUUCCCUGAGCUGGAGCCUGGCCGUGCCUGGCAGCUCUGUCUGUCUGUCUGCGUGGGCUGUGUGUCUGUCCGUGGGCCUGGAGUGCAGCUCUGACCUCAGGGGUGGGCAGCUCUGCCCCCUCCCCAUCCCUGCCCCCAUCCCUGCCCUGGGGUCCCUGGGGCAGGGGGUGCCAGGGGAGGUGGCACUGGCAGCACUGUCCCCUCCCUGCCUGCCCUGUCCCCUCAGUGUGGCUCCUGCAGCUGCUCUGAAGUCUUUAGUCCAUGAAUGAUUAUUAUUAUUAUUAUUUGUCACGACGUUUCACUUCGUUAAAUGUGUUUGAAUGGGGAAAAACAAUUUUUUAAGGCGAUGUUUGGUUUUUAGGAAAUCUUUUAGACACUGUAUGGAAUUUUAAUUUGUUUUGAAAACUGGUUUUUAUCCCUUUUUUUUUUUUUAAUUUUUUUUUGUCUGUUGGCUUAUACUAAUCUUCCCAGUCUGCUCUUCAGUCCUUUGGAUUAAAGACACUUAAAGAGUCA